Molecule: messenger RNA, 2152 nt
Organism: Betta splendens (Siamese fighting fish)
Lineage: Eukaryota; Metazoa; Chordata; Actinopteri; Anabantiformes; Osphronemidae
Gene: cdk5rap1
Product: CDK5 regulatory subunit associated protein 1
Exons: 13
Coding region: 161-1912 (583 amino acids)
Biological process (GO): tRNA modification; negative regulation of cyclin-dependent protein serine/threonine kinase activity
Cellular component (GO): cytosol; mitochondrion
Molecular function (GO): 4 iron, 4 sulfur cluster binding; tRNA-2-methylthio-N(6)-dimethylallyladenosine(37) synthase activity
Source: RefSeq, a predicted model, not a curated record
GUAACAGAAUCCACUGUCGUGAAAGGAAGUCAUUGUGUCCGCGAGACUUAAAUACUGAAAAUAUGAUGCCAAAAGUGGCGAGCUAGGAAAUAAAAGUAUACUGUGGGUAAAUACGACAGAUUUUAGCCAUUUUAUUGUGGACUUAUAAAGUUAAGUAAUUAUGAAAAACCUCAGGCGUUUGAAUUGCUUAAUUUCCCGGAUCCUGCUUCCUGUCAGACGGAGUGAACCAAGAUAUUGUUCUAGUGUAACUAAUAGUGUAACAGCUACGAAUAAUUUUAAGACUCGGUUAUCUUCUGGUCCACGCUUCCAAGAUUUCACGGGAGAAGUUACAGGAGACUCAGACAAACACUGUUAUCUUUCGGCGGAGCUGGAAAUGGGUAACUCAAGGAAAGUGUAUUUUGAAACCUAUGGAUGUCAAAUGAAUGUUAAUGACACGGAGAUAGCAUGGUCUAUACUGCAGAGGAAAGGAUACCAACGCACAGCUAAUGUAAAUGAGGCCGAUGUUAUACUUCUGGUCACCUGCUCCAUAAGAGAGAAAGCUGAACAGACAAUUUGGAAUAGACUGCAGCAAAUCAAAGCCAUGAAGAAGAAGCGCCUAAAGUCACCAAUAAAAAUAGGCAUUUUAGGUUGCAUGGCAGAGAGGCUUAAGACAGAGCUUUUGGAGAGAGAAAAGUUGGUAGAUAUUCUCGCUGGUCCAGAUGCCUACAGAGACCUCCCCCGCCUCCUGACUGUGGCUGAUGGAGAUCAUCAGGCAUGUAAUGUGCUGCUGUCAUUGGAGGAGACCUAUGCAGACAUUAUGCCUGUCCACCGUGCUUCUUAUGGACAUAGUGCUUUCGUGUCUAUCAUGCGAGGCUGCGACAACAUGUGCAGUUACUGCAUUGUUCCCUUCACUCGAGGGAGAGAGAGAAGUAGACCUAUCAGCUCCAUUCUUGAGGAGAUUCGUAUGCUGUCUGACCAGUGUGUGUGUGUGUGCGUGUGUGCGUGUGCGUGCGCGUGCGUGCGUGCGUGCGUGCGUGUGGUCGCUGACCCUCAGGGUGUGAAGGAGGUGACAUUACUUGGUCAGAAUGUGAACAGCUACAGAGACACAUCAGAAGAACAGUUCUGUGACUCAGGCCUGACCAAGCUCAGCCGGGGCUUUAAGACAGUUUACCGAACCAAACAGGGAGGCAUGCGCUUUUCUGACCUGUUGGAUUCAGUGUCUUGCAUCGAUCCCAAUAUGAGGAUCAGGUUCAUGUCCCCUCAUCCCAAAGACUUCCCUGAUGAGGUUUUGCAUCUGAUCGCAGAGCGUUCCAACAUUUGUAAGCAUAUCCACCUUCCAGCACAAAGUGGGAGCAGUCAAAUUCUAACAAGAAUGCGACGUGGUUACACUAGAGAGACCUAUCUUGAUCUUGUGGACACUGUAAAAAAAAUCAUCCCAGAUGUGAGUCUCAGCAGUGACUUCAUAUCAGGUUUCUGUGGUGAGACGGAGGACGACCACCAGCAGACUCUGUCUCUGAUCAAGGAGGUGGGCUACAAUGUGGGGUUCCUUUUUGCCUACAGUAUGAGAAAGAAAACUCAUGCCUACCAUCGGCUACAAGAUGACGUGCCAGUGGAGGUGAAGCAGCGACGAUUGCAGGAGUGCAUAAUUGUGUUCAGAGAGGAAGCUCUGCGGGUCAAUUCUGCUCUCAUUAACAGCACACAGCUUGUUCUGGUGGAGGGAGAAAGUAAAAGAUCUGCCAAGGACCUGUGUGGGCGAACUGAUGGCAAUUUGAAGGUGAUUUUCCCCAAAGAGGAUGUCGCCCUACCUGCAGAGUCCACCUCUGCUCCAAUCAACGCUGGAGAUUACAUACUGGUGAAGAUUUUGUCAUCCAGCUCCCAGAGUCUGAGAGGCCGAGCCAUCAGUCACAGCUCUUUGAGAGGAACAGUGAAGUAAACUAUGACACUCUGCCCAGAAAAUACAUUGAUGACAAUGUAUAACACAAUAAUAAUGAGACAAUCACUAUUAAAAUCUGCCACUAAGUUAGAUACUGUAUAGCUUGUAAGAAAAGUGGUUCUUCAACUGCAGAGCUGUUGUAUAGACUAUUGUGAUGUGUGUAGGUACAUACUGAGGUAGAAGCUCAAACAUGUCGGAAUAAUAUGCUGAUAAGUAAAAUACAUUGUGUUUAAUACAGAA